GGCGGAGGCAGAGGCGGAGGCGGCACCUAGGGGCCAAGGCAGGGGAAGCCGGGACCAUCGCAGUGACAGUUUAUUUUCCUGCGGCGGCGGCAGCAGGGACGGCUGCUGCAGGAUCAGGAUCCGCAGGCCUGCGCGUGGGUUUCCGGGGAAGGGAAGGAGAGGAGGAGAGGAAAGCACGCUGCUCCAGCGAGUCGAACUAGCAAAGCUCCAUCAGUCCGCAGAGAAGAGGAGGAGGGUUGGCGAAGGCAAGGGAGCCAGAGCCUGUUCGCUGGGUGCCAUAUCACCCAGCUGCAGUGCCGUCUAGCAAAAGCCACCGCGGCCCGGGCUGCAGCGGCCAGACGGAUGCCAAGGCCACACGGCAGGCGCGGGGACAGCCGCUGCAGUCGCCGUCCCACGCGGGCUCCGGACAUUAGGGGCUGCUGAUGAAGUGAUUGAGAAGAAACAGUAAACGCCUUCAUUCUGUGACCAGCGCGACAUGGAUCAGCCAUUCACUGUGAAUGCUCUGAGAAAGUUAGCCGCCAUGCCUGACCAUACAGACGUUUCCCUCAGCCCGGAAGAGCGAGUCCGCGCCCUCAGCAAGCUGGGUUGUAAUAUUACCAUCAACGAAGACAUCACUCCGCGCCGCUACUUUCGAUCCGGAGUAGAAAUGGAGAGGAUGGCCUCGGUGUAUUUGGAAGAAGGAAACUUGGAAAACGCCUUUGUUCUUUAUAAUAAAUUUAUAACUUUGUUUGUAGAAAAGCUUCCCAGCCAUCGAGAUUACCAGCAAUGUGCGGUACCCGAAAAGCAGGACAUUAUGAAGAAACUGAAGGAGAUUGCAUUCCCAAGGACAGAUGAAUUGAAAAAGGACCUUUUAAAGAAAUAUAACGUACAAUACCAAGAAUAUUUGCAAAGCAAAAACAAAUAUAAAGCUGAAGUUCUCAAAAAACUGGAGCAUCAGAGAUUGAUAGAGGCGGAAAGGAAGCGGGUCGCUCAGAUGCGCCAGCAGCAGCUGGAAUCGGAACAGUUUUUGUUUUUUGAAGAUCAGCUCAAGAAGCAAGAAUUAGCCCGGGGUCAGAUGCGAAGCCAGGAAACCCCAGCACUGUCGGAGCAGACUGAUGGGAGUGCUUUGUCCUGCUUCUCCACUCACCAGAACAAUUCCUUGCUGGAUGUAUUUGCAGAUCAGCCUAAUAAAAGUGAUGCAACCAAUUAUGCUGGCCACUCUCCUCCGGUAAACAGGGCCUUAAAACCAGCUGCUACUCUAAGUGCUGGUCAGAAUUUAGUGGUGGAAGGACUGCGAUAUGUAGUUUUAUCAAGAGAUCUUUGCCACAGAUUUCUGCUGCUGGCAGAAUCUAAUACAGUGAGAGGAAUAGAAACCUGUGGAAUUCUCUGUGGAAAACUGACGCAUAAUGAAUUUACUAUUACCCACUUAAUUGUGCCAAAGCAGUCUGCGGGACCAGACUAUUGUGACGUGGAGAAUGUAGAGGAAUUAUUCAGUGUUCAGGAUCAACACGAUCUCCUCACUCUAGGAUGGAUCCACACACAUCCGACCCAGACUGCAUUCUUAUCCAGUGUUGACCUCCACACUCACUGUUCCUAUCAGCUUAUGUUGCCAGAAGCGAUUGCCAUUGUUUGUUCACCAAAGCAUAAAGACACUGGCAUCUUCAGGCUCACAGACGCUGGCAUGCUUGAGGUUUCUGCGUGUAAAAAGAAGGGCUUUCAUCCACAUACCAAGGAUCCCAGGCUGUUCAGUAUCUGCAAACAUGUGUUGGUAAAAGACAUAAAAAUAAUCGUGCUGGAUCUGAGGUGAUAACGCCCAACGACUAGCACCGUCAGUGCCAGACACUUAAACCCAUGGACCCGUGGUUGCUGGAUUUUCUUAAGAUGUUUCCAGAAAUGACUGAUAUUUUAUAUUUAUACAUUUUAGAUCAGAAAGUUUGAUAUUUAUUACUUUUGCACAUUUUGAAGCUUUCUUUUUGGGUUGCUCUGUCUCAAGAGAGGUCACGAUGGUGUUAGAUCAGUACCUAUUAAUGUACCCAAAUCCUAUGAGCAGAUAAUAAAUUGUGCUGCAAACAACAA
Phacochoerus africanus (Common warthog) is the source of this 2055-nucleotide messenger RNA. It is a transcript of the gene STAMBPL1, whose product is annotated as STAM binding protein like 1. NCBI's taxonomy places the organism in Eukaryota, Metazoa, Chordata, Mammalia, Artiodactyla, Suidae. The record is from RefSeq and is a predicted model, not a curated record. Gene Ontology annotation, molecular function: metal-dependent deubiquitinase activity; protein binding; K63-linked deubiquitinase activity. Bases 476 to 1786 code for a protein of 436 amino acids. Gene Ontology annotation, biological process: protein K63-linked deubiquitination. The transcript has 11 exons. Gene Ontology annotation, cellular component: membrane; endosome.